AUGGCGCCCCGUUUCUCUGCUCUCUUGGGCUUCGCCCUCCUUUUCGCGACUGCUCCUGCUUAUGCAAAGAUAGGGCCUACCGGAGACCUUGUCAUUGCUAACUCUGAGAUUUCUCCUGACGGCUACUCGCGGGUCGCUGCACUGCCGAACGGAGUUUUAGAUGGUACGCUCAUCAGUGGAAACAAGGGCGACAUCUUUCAGCUCAAUGUCGUGAAUAAUCUUUCAAACAAUAGCAUAUUGCAGAGCACCUCCAUUCAUUGGCAUGGUCUACUUCAAAAAGGCAGUAAUUGGGCUGAUGGGCCGGCUUUCGUGAACCAAUGUCCCAUAGCAAAGGGAGAUUCAUUCCUCUAUACGUUUGAUUCCGCCGACCAGGCGGGGACAUUCUGGUACCACUCUCAUUUAUCGACACAGUACUGCGACGGACUUCGAGGGCCCUUCAUUAUCUAUGACCCCAACGACCCACAUGCGGAUUUGUACGAUGUCGAUGAUGAGUCUACCAUCUUAACGCUCUCAGACUGGUAUCACACCCCAGCCAAGGAAAUCAGCUUCCCGACACCAGACUCGACGUUGAUCAACGGAUUAGGACGAUGGAGCAAAGAUCCCACAUCCGAUUUGGCUGUUAUCACUGUUGAGCAAGGGAAACGGUACCGCUUCCGUAUGAUCGACAUGGCUUGCGAGUCGUCUUUCACCUUUGCAAUCGAAGGACAUCUUAUGACGAUCAUCGAAGUCGAUGGUGUCAAUCACCAACCUUAUACUGUCGAUCAAAUCCAGAUCUUUGCUGGCCAGCGAUACUCCUUUGUCCUCAACGCCAACCAAGAAGUAGAUAACUACUGGAUUCGCGCGCUUCCUAGUGUCGGGACCUUCGGUUACACCCAAGGCAUCAACUCCGCUAUUCUCCGGUACUCUGGUGCGGCAGAGGGGGAGCCAGCUACAACAACGAUAUCAAGCGUACUGAAAAUGAACGAGACCGAGUUGGUGCCUUUUGAAAACCCUGGAGCUCCUGGAACACCCGAAAUUGGAGGUGUCGACUAUGCGCUCAAUUUGGCAUUUGCUUUUACCAGUAACCGCACAUAUACUGUCAACGGCGCCCAGUUUACGGCUCCCAGCACGCCUGUCCUGUUACAGGUCCUCAGCGGAGCAAAGAGCGCAGGCGAUCUUCUUCCUACUGGGUCGGUAUUCCCUCUUCCAUCCAACUCGACCAUCGAGGUGUCAAUGCCUGGUGGGGUUGUUGGCGGAGGCCAUCCGUUUCAUCUACACGGGCACACUUUCGACGUCGUCCGAAGUGCUGGGAGCUCCGUGUACAACUACGACAACCCGGUGAGGCGGGACGUUGUUAACAUUGGAACAAAGGGAGACAAUGUGACUAUCCGGUUCAGAACGGAUAACCCAGGACCGUGGUUCCUUCACUGUCACAUUGAUUGGCAUUUGGAGGCGGGUCUCGCCGUAGUUUUCGCAGAAGACACGGAUUCUUGGACAAACACUAUCGAUCCUACCGAACAAUGGGAUAAUCUGUGCCCUCAAUACAAGAGCAUGCCAGAGAGUGACCUAUGA
This is a messenger RNA of Guyanagaster necrorhizus, 1551 nucleotides long. RefSeq names its product laccase lcc5. The transcript has 21 exons. Gene Ontology annotation, molecular function: copper ion binding; oxidoreductase activity. NCBI's taxonomy places the organism in Eukaryota, Fungi, Basidiomycota, Agaricomycetes, Agaricales, Physalacriaceae. The record is from RefSeq and is a predicted model, not a curated record. Bases 1 to 1551 code for a protein of 516 amino acids.